AUGACUAAACGACCAUCCCCCAUGGCCUCCCCGUCCACUACACGACGGGUCAAACCCACUCUCACCCAGAAGAGGCCAUUCAGGAGCACGAACCUCGAUGAUGGAGAGACUAUCCAUCAAGGCUGUGUACUUGUUCAUGGCGAAUGCCAGGAAUUCGAUGGUGCCGGCGAAACCAAUUUCGUGUCUGUGUCGACUGCCGGUAUGCUUCAACAGGCGCAAACUGUCCACAAUUGGCCGCUGAACAACGGCGAGUGGAAAGCACUUGUCAUGCUCACCCCUGGGCCUAACACGCUCCUCUUUAAGCUGCAUCAUGCUGGAGGCAUUUCAGAAGCUCUGGAAAUGAAAAUAAACUACGUCCCCCUCUUGCAGCUACCGCCCCUCCAUCUUGCGAUCCUCGUCGCGAAAGACUCACCUCUGCUGAUUGAUUGCCCACCUGCCAAAUACGGGGCCAUCUCGACUGCACACAACAGCAUCGAUGCAGCUAUUUCCAAGCUCCGAAUGUCGGCUUAUAUGUGGCAGGCUCUCACGGCAGAGGACUUCCGCAAAAAGGGCCUGGGAAGACGCUCGUUUCGUCUAGAAGAGGAAUGGUCCCCCAACACAACCAUGCAGGCAACUUAUCAAGCGACCCCGGCUGACCACAGUCACAUGGGUAGCAUGGCAAAGGUCCAUAUUAUCCGAUCGGACAAAACCGUCGAAGAGAUCAGAGAUGCGCAAUGUGCCCAGCAAAACCCUCGUGGGCGGAAUCGGGAUGCCCUGCACCAGUACUUUGAGACAGCUCUGAUCAAUUCGGGGGCUCCCUUCGAGCCAAGGUAUCGCCCAGUUGUGGCUGGUCUGAUUCUCGAUUCGCAUUACUCCAUCCAGGAGUCUAUGAUCCUAGGACAUGCAGCAUUGGGUUGCCACAAGCCGAACGGCCUCUCCCUGGGGGUUUUCGGCAGCCACCUCACUUACUCCUGGCCGCGAUUCAUGGAAGAGGUUCCUGCAUGUCUUACAGACAUGACGCCAACGGGAGAUACCGUUGGCAACGAUAAUGGAGAGUGCGAUACCAUGCGUGGCGCAUGUUUUGUCGGCCAAGGCGCGUUCCUGCACGAAGUCGGCCAUGCGUUCGGUGCAGAUCAUACCACUGGAAUCAUGGCAAGAGGAUAUAGCAAAGCCUGGGGGCUGAAUUUUGUCGCACAUGAGACCAAUGCCAUGGUGGGAAACGAGGCACGAUGGGAUUUGCAAGAUGUGUUAAGAUUCAAACUGCUGCCUCAUUUUGCGCUUCCUACUGAUCAGCCUCGCCCACAUGCCUUCCGAAACGCCGGCGUUAAGAUUGGUAUUUAUAUUGACCAGGAAGAAGAGAUGCACGAUGCGGAGGAAGAGGACAUUUUUGAAGAUCUCUUGGUAAAAGUCUCUUGUCCAGCAGGGCUGGCAGAAGUGAAAGCUCAGAGUGGCGACGACCAACCUAAGGUUUAUAAUUUCAUGAACGAUGUCCUGAAUCCUUGCACAACGCUUUCUAUGAACGUCGCCGAGGAAGGAUUUGACCGAAACCAACCCCUGAAGGUCACUGCGCUCAGCAUGAAUGGCAAACAGCGCGUUGUCAAGAAUCUAUGGACCAGGCUAAAGGAACGCUCCUAUAUGCCCAUCCCCGGUAGCAAUGUGGUCCUUCGCAAACAAUCGGGUAAAUGCAACGACAAUGAAGACAGUGAUUGUACACAGUGGGCCAUGCUUCUCCGCCACCGUGGCGAAGAUGGCCAACUGUAUCGCGCGACAUCGAUUGAUCUCCGAGUCGGUGCUAUAAUGGACGGAGCGCGGGUUUACUAUGCCGACGGACGCAAGGAACAUUGUGGGCCAGCGCGGGAUAGCGACACUGGCGCGGAGCAUCAUUUCGGUGGGCAUCAGUCAGAGGAUCAUGAACUUCCUGCUAAUGAGACCAUCACCAAAGUUCAGCUUUCUAGGCAAUCCUAUGGAUGGGGAGCCUUGUCUGGUAUUCGCAUGACCCUGAGCAAUGGCGAUGAGUGGGGUGCACUCAACAAUCGUGAUCACGAUAACGAUGGCAGUGAUGAAGAAGAAGAAGAUAAUGAUUCGAUUGUCACCCUUGAGCCGAAUGAGGAUGAGGUUAUUGUCGGAUUUUACGGGACAAGUAGUGCAGGGUCAGGGUAUACACGUGAGUUUGGGAUUUUGACGGCUCCUCAGGGUGUAGAACUACCAGAUACUGUCUAUGACUUGCCAGCGUUGAGAAAUAUUGCGUGA
Messenger RNA from Talaromyces atroroseus, 2229 nucleotides. RefSeq lists its product as hypothetical. The record is from RefSeq and is a predicted model, not a curated record. The transcript has a single exon. NCBI's taxonomy places the organism in Eukaryota, Fungi, Ascomycota, Eurotiomycetes, Eurotiales, Trichocomaceae. Bases 1 to 2229 code for a protein of 742 amino acids. Gene Ontology annotation, cellular component: cytoplasm.